CGCCACCAGAGGGAUUCCCCGUGCGCAUGCUCGCAGCUUUAGCAGUAUCAGUAUAUUGUAGUAUAUAUGUGCUUAGUAAAGGCUUGUUGUCACGUAAUGACAUCUGAUUGUGUUUCUUGUAUGCAUCUUGCAUGUUAGUGCACGUUGGAGCAAACCAUUUGCCGUCCAUGUAUUUCAGAAAGAAGUUGUAGCUAACGUUGAACUAUUGGCGUGUCGCUGGAGGAAACUGACUAUGUCGGCAAAUAAAACAAAGAAAGUCAAAAUGGCUACUAAAUCGUGUCCUGAGUGCGACCAACAGAUUCCAGUUGCAUGCAAGUCCUGCCCAUGCGGUUAUGUGUUUAUUAGCAGAAAACUCCUAAAUGCGAAGUUAAAUGAGCGCUCUCCAGCCAUUGCAGACAAGCUGGACUUUAAGCGGAGGAGGACAGAGCGUAUUCGCAGAGAGAGGAUUGACUCUCCUUUAACCAGUGAUAUGGAGAACAGGCGAAGAUCCCGAGCCAACAGCCAGUCAGAUCCUAUCCGGAGGGGACGGGGCAGACCAAAAUCAGUGGGGCUGAGGAAACAGGAAGAGGAGAAAGAGAAACAAGAGAAGGAAGUGGAUAUAUAUGCCAGUCUUUCUGAUGAGAAGGCCUUUGUGUUUUCUGUGGCCUUGGCUGAGAUCAACCGCAAGAUCCUGGGUCAAAAACUUAUCUUAUAGAUUAAAGCCUGAAUAACUGAGAACACCAGCAUAAAGGACAUAUCAUAGGAAAACGAUCAAAGAGGAUGACCAAAGAGGGCAGAACUGGCUGGAGCAAAAAUUUGACUUGGAUGUGCUUCACUUGGAUGAUGAUCAAAACAAAGAUUUUUCUCAAAAGGAUUAAAAAUGUAUUGUCAUCAAUUAGUGCUAUGUACAGUAUACAUAUGUACAUACAUAUGUAUUUAUUAGAUACGUUUAUAGACAUUGUCCAUCUGGCUAACCUUGUUUGAAAUGCAGAUGAAAUAAAGUAACAAGAAUAUUAUUUCAUCACUCUGUUAAAUAUAACAUCGUUAACAGGUUAACUGAUGUUCUGUUCUGUUUUUAAAGUAUCACUUUCCACUUGUUACCAGAGGGUUUCUUUUGCUUCAUAAUUAAAAAAAACUGUUAAAAUAAGGUUUUGUUACUGAUUAAACAAGUACCUGGACUGUG
Messenger RNA from Lates calcarifer (barramundi perch), 1162 nucleotides. It is a transcript of the gene hdip1, whose product is annotated as chromosome unknown C16orf87 homolog. Bases 233 to 694 code for a protein of 153 amino acids. The record is from RefSeq and is a predicted model, not a curated record. The transcript has 4 exons. NCBI's taxonomy places the organism in Eukaryota, Metazoa, Chordata, Actinopteri, Centropomidae.